This is a messenger RNA of Spea bombifrons (plains spadefoot toad), 456 nucleotides long. It is a transcript of the gene NDUFV3, whose product is annotated as NADH:ubiquinone oxidoreductase subunit V3. Gene Ontology annotation, biological process: mitochondrial ATP synthesis coupled electron transport. The record is from RefSeq and is a predicted model, not a curated record. The transcript has 4 exons. Lineage: Eukaryota; Metazoa; Chordata; Amphibia; Anura; Pelobatidae. Bases 46 to 393 code for a protein of 115 amino acids. Gene Ontology annotation, cellular component: mitochondrion.
GUCAUCACUCGGCGCGAUCACGUGACUCAACCUCUCAGGGUCAAAAUGGCGGCUCCGGUUUUGCGAGCUCUUCGGGGACUGCAGGUUGUUCGGUGGCAGUUGAUGAGCACGAGACCCUUCCAGUCUCAGAGAGCCUCCCAGGCCAGAGACGGCAAGACUUUGGUCUCUUUCCCAGCGAAGGUCUCGUUCCCAGCGAGGGUCUCUGAUGGUUCCAAGGAUUCAGUGAAAGCGGCCCCGGAGACCCCAGCGGCGGAUCAGCCCUUCGAUAAUUCUCGGUACCAGAACCUGCAGCAUCACUCCUACGACCCGUUCACCUUCGUGGACUACGACGUGGAGCUCGCGCGCUUCCGCCUCCCUCAGCCCUCCGCGGGAAGACCGUCGCCUCGUCACUGAGACCUCUGCGGUGCGAGAGCGCGGAGUGCUGCCACGGAAACAAUAAAUCUGUAUAUAUCUGUA